AUGCCGAAGCGCAGAGCCGUAUCGGACAACAGCGACAUUGAAGAUGCGUCCUCGCAGGCCUCUAAGCGCGUUCGUACAAAGAGCAGUGAGGAUGAAAUCGAAGGGACAAUUCGUCAGGCGAUCAGUCGCACGAAAGGCAAGGGCAAGGCGCGUCAACGCACCGAGGAUGUAGCCGAUGAUGAGGACGAUGAGGACGACAAUGUAGCGGACAUUGCGUUAGACGAAGAUGAGGAGAGGAGAUUUGAGGAGGAAUACGAAGAGGCUAUCCGGGAGAAAGUGAUGUCCAAGGGCAAGACACAAGGGGGCAUCGCAGAGAUGGGCAUCAUCGAGUCGCUGGAAAUGCAUCAAUUCAUGUGUCAUAAGUACUUGACGUUUACUUUCGGACCGCAGAUCAAUUUCAUUAUCGGUCAUAAUGGAAGUGGCAAGAGCGCGGUUCUCUCUGCAUUGACUGUAGCUUUAGGCGGGAAAGCUACUUCUACAGGGCGCGGGGCCGGUCUGAAAUCUUUUAUUCGUGAGGGACAAGGUGUGGCAGAAGUUACGGUCGUCUUGAAGAAUCAGGGUGAGGAGGCAUACAAACCCAGCGAAUAUGGCAAGAGCAUCACCAUCACACGUCGUUUUACCAAGGAGGGCUCAUCCUCAUACAAAAUCAAAAGCAAGGAUAAUCGAGUGAUUUCGACUAAACGGGAGGAGUUAUCCGCUAUUUGCGACCACAUGAAUAUACAAGUCGAUAACCCGAUGAAUAUCCUUACUCAAGCUCCACACUCAGUUGUUAUACACGCUGUUCCUAAUAGGUCGCUUCGUAGACAGUUUUUGAGUGCCUCGCAGCCUGCAGACAAAUAUAAGUUCUUCCUUCGUGGUACACAGCUAAGCCAGUUAAGCGAAGAAUAUCAAAUCUGCCUGGAGGGUAUUAGCCAGACCCGGAAGCUUCUGAAACUCAAGUCCGAAGCAAUUCCCGAUUUAGAGGAGGCGUUAGACGACGCCACAAACCAUUUCCAAGAGGCUCAUAAGGCCCGCGAGCAACGUCAUAAGGCUGAUGAGCUAAAGAAGGAGCUUGCGUGGGCCCAUGUUGCUAGCAAGGAGAUGGAGUUGACGACUAAGUUAGAGGAAGUCAGUAAACUCCGGCAUCGGUCGAGCAAGAUCAAAACCGAUCUCGCUACCGCUGAGAAAAAGUUUGAUGCGGCCUCUCGUACAGUGGAGGCUUAUGAGGCUGACCUCGAAGGAAUGGGCGAAAUUGAACAGAUUCGAGACCAGAAGAAAGCUCUCACGGAUAAAAUGAGAGACAACAAGGGUAAAAUCGCUGACUUGAAGGAAGAGCAGAAAACGAUGAACACUAACCUCACCAACGUCAAGAAUCAGAUUUCUGCGCUCAAUGCGCAGAUCGAGAAAGAGAAGGCCCGCGUUGAGGGACUGUCACAGGGGAAGCGGGAGGAGACCAACUUAAAGCUACAGCAAGCCCAAGCUGACUGCUCUGAAGCCGAACGUCGGCUACACACUGUUAGGACGGAGAAGGAGCAGAAGGUCGCUGAGCUUAAGGAAUUCGAACAAAUCGGCAAACAGAUGGAGGGUGAGGUCAAUGCGCUCAAGAACCGGGUUAUGGAGAGUCAGAAUCAGUUGCAGCAAUGCAUCGCAAGGGAGAAGAAUAAACUCGCGCCAUUUGGUAACAAUAUGGACCAGGUGCUACAAUCAAUUCAACAGAUGAGAUGGCACGGUAAUAGGCCCGUAGGACCGUUUGGAAUGUAUGUCAAUGUUCUGGAGCCGGAAAGGUGGGCCCCUUUGAUGCGCGUGCAGCUGGGUAGCAUGAUGAGUGGGUUUGCAAUUACGGAUCCGCGCGAUCGGCAGCCUCUGUACGACCUACUCCGUCGCACCAGAAAUGACCGAAGCACCAUUACUAUCUCGGAGGUCGAUUUGUUCGAUUACAGCAGGGGAGAGCCCCCCGCGGGGGUGCCUACCGUCUUGCGCGCUCUGGAUGUGACGGAUGAAUGGGUGCUUCGUAUCCUGAUAAAUACUAAUUCCAUUGAGAGAAUUGUUAUCGCCCCUACACGUCGAGAGGCCGAUGACCUUUUGCAGACCUUAGGAAGGGGUGGAAUAGCAUGGUCUGCCGACCUGUUUAGGGUCCAACGCUUCGCCGAAGGUGGUGGUUCGUCCAAUCCGAUGAACGGAAUAGGUGGCGGCGAUCCUCGCCAUCAGUUGUUCACAGGGAAUGAUCCCUCUGUCGCUAAAGCACGUUGGGAGGAUGAAGUCAAGAAGGCCGAAGCAGAGUAUCGUGCCAUGGGCGAGAAAUUGAAGGUUCACAAGCACCGCUAUGAUCAGCUGCAGAAGGAUAUACGUGGCCUUAACGCACAGGAAGCCCAGGUGAACCAGCGGCUGAGAGAAAUGCGGUCUAUCAGAGAUGCGCUCGUGGUUGAGAGCAAUGAAGACAUGCCCGUCACCAUCCAGGCGCUCGAGGAGUCCAAGGCGGAAUUGGAGAGAGACAAAGAGUCAACUAUUGAUCAGUUCAAGGCGGUGGAGAAGAGCAGAGCAGAGUUGGAUGCUGCGCAGAUUCCCUUUGUGGAGAAGCUGGAACAGCUCAACCGUCAAAUUCGUAAUUUUGACGGCGAGAGGACCAGAAUCGGUCAACUGAUCGCGGAUGCGGUGGAAAAUCGAGUUCAGGCGCAGAACAGCAUGCAGUGGUAUGCCAAUAAACUACAGGCAGAACAGAAGGGGAUUCAGACUGCUGAAGAAAUCGCAAAGAACGUACAAGAAGAGUUUGAGGCCUGGACGGCUAAAGCUGAGGAAUACUGCGAACGUUGGGACAAUCCACGCAAGGCAGAUGAAGUGCAACGCGCACUAGAGGCUGUUCAGACUGCUUUGCGUCAAAGGGAGAAAGAGCAAGGCGCAUCUGUGGAAGAGAUGACUAUCGAGGUCAACAAAAGAAAGGCUGCGCUUGAUACGGCCAAGAAGGACCUGAAGAACAUGUUGACACUGAACAAGGCCCUCAAGAAGUCGAUCAAGAUUCGAGUAAUGAAAUGGCACGACUUCCGUAGACACAUUGCAUUACGAUGCAAGGUGUAUUUCCAAUACCACUUGUCUAAUCGUGGCUACUACGGAAAAGUUUUAUUCGACCAUCCUCGUGGGACGCUGCAGCUUAAGGUGCAAACGGACGAUCAGACACUUACACAAAAUACGAGAGAGAAAGACCCUCGUUCCCUCAGUGGAGGUGAAAAGUCGUUCUCCACGAUCUGUCUGCUUUUAUCGCUUUGGGAGUCGAUUGGCUGUCCUAUCAGAUGUCUAGAUGAGUUUGAUGUCUUCAUGGAUGCUGUGAACCGGCGUAUAAGUAUGAAGAUGAUGAUCGACACGGCGAACACUUCCAACCAGAAACAGUACGUUUUGAUCACGCCGCAAGAUAUGACAAACAUCAGUAUUGGCAACACUGUACGAGUACAUCGCAUGACGGACCCUGAGCGGGGGCAGGGUGUUUUGGCGUUCACGUAG
Messenger RNA from Fibroporia radiculosa, 3471 nucleotides. RefSeq lists its product as uncharacterized. Lineage: Eukaryota; Fungi; Basidiomycota; Agaricomycetes; Polyporales; Fibroporiaceae. Gene Ontology annotation, biological process: double-strand break repair via homologous recombination. Gene Ontology annotation, molecular function: single-stranded DNA binding; damaged DNA binding. Bases 1 to 3471 code for a protein of 1156 amino acids. Gene Ontology annotation, cellular component: nucleus; site of double-strand break; Smc5-Smc6 complex. The record is from RefSeq and is a predicted model, not a curated record. The transcript is spliced from 23 exons.